UAUAUAUAAUGUAUUUGUGGGGGUGGGUUCGUUGCCAAUGUAUAACUGUCUGGUGUCACACUGGUAGGUUGGCGGUUCAGAAAACUUUGGUAUCUGCACUAUUAUGCUAAUAAAGAAUGCAGACUGAGCCGCUCAUUGGCUGAGUCCUGGUCAAUUUUAUGUUUCUGUUCUGACGUCAGGGCGCCUAUAAAACUAAGCAAUGCUUUUUAACUCGUCGGUUGACUGAUCCAUUAAAAAAAAUCCUCGGGUGGACAUUUUAUUCCACCUUUUCUCCACGAGGCAACUGUUUGCCCGAGACACAUACGUGAGCCUCCUCAAAUUGGCGCACUAACCCUAAAAGGAGCCGUGAAGUGUUAAAUGGUAGAAACAGAGAGAGCGGCGCUCAGACACACGCACGCUGGGAGAGAGGGAGGAAGAGAGCGCAGUCCAAUGCGUCUGUGCAACACAGACUGAAGAAGAAGAAGAAAAAAAAAACAACAACUUAUCAACGCACACAAAAGCGGACGCUGCGCUGCGCACUUCGUGCGGGAGAAUCCACUUUUCCCUCGGUUUUGAAGAAAAUAAAAAAAAGAAAUCAAGCUGGCUCAGUGCGUGUCUCAACAGCCCACUUUGACAGGUGCUCCUCACCCCCUUUGGAGGACUGUCAACAGCAAGAGGAUGGCAUCAGAACUGGCAAUGAGCAACUCCGACCUGCCCACUAGUCCCCUGGCCAUGGAAUAUGUUAAUGACUUCGAUCUGAUGAAGUUUGAAGUGAAAAAGGAGCCGGUGGAGUCCGAUCGCAGCAUCAACCAGUGCAAUCGCGUGGUCGCCGGGGGAUCCCUAUCUUCCACCCCGAUGAGCACGCCUUGCAGCUCGGUUCCCCCCUCUCCUAGUUUCUCGGCGCCCAGCCCGGGAUCAGGGAGCGAACAGAAGGCGAACUUGGAGGAUUUCUACUGGAUGACCGGGUACCAACAGCAGUUGAAUCCCGAGGCUCUGGGCUUUAGCCCGGAGGACGCCGUAGAGGCGCUGAUCAGCAGCAAUCAUCAGCUCCAGACCUUCGACGGCUAUGCCAGGGGGCAGCAGUUCAGCGGCGCAGGCGGCGCAGGCGGCGCAGUGGCCGGGGACGAGAUGGGUUCAGCGGCCGCCGUGGUGUCCGCGGUCAUCGCCGCAGCCGCAGCUCAGAACGGGACACCCCACCACCACCAUCACCAUCAUCACCACCACCACUCGGGCUCACACCAUCCGUCCUCCGGUUCUCAGUCCGGCAGUAGCGCGGGGGGAAACCACCAGCACUUGCGCUUGGAGGACCGCUUCUCGGACGAGCAGCUAGUGACCAUGUCGGUUCGGGAGUUGAACCGGCAGCUGCGGGGGGUGAGCAAGGAAGAGGUGAUCCGUUUGAAACAGAAGAGGAGGACACUAAAGAACAGGGGCUAUGCCCAGUCUUGCCGCUACAAGCGCGUCCAGCAGCGGCACGUCCUGGAGGGGGAGAAGACGCAGCUGAUGCAGCAGGUGGACCACCUCAAGCAGGAGAUCUCCCGGCUGGCCAGGGAGAGGGAUGUCUACAAGGAGAAGUAUGAGAAGCUGAUCAGCACCGGCUUCAGAGAAAACGCCGGCUCCAGCAGCGACAACAACCCCUCAUCUCCGGAGUUUUUCAUGACAUCAAGAAAAUUCCUCCAUCUGUGAUGGAGAUCCAUGAAUUCCCCGUCUCCCCACCCCGAAGUCUCAGAUGUUAUGAAAAUGGAAGGCUGGUGUUUACAGAGCAACCUAUGGCACCCGGACUGCCACAAAGCACAAUGUCUCAUAAGUGUUCCAGCGGCGACUUCAGGGAUGUCAGUCCACAGCGAACGCGGAGCCGGAGUUCAAUAUCAAAACAACCGAAUUAAGAGACUAAAAGCACUCGCAUCGCCCCGGUCCAACAACGGGAGAUGAACCAGAGUUUAAGAUCGUGGACUCUGGACAUAAGAAUUUUUUCACGGAUCCAGAUUCUCCCAUUAAUACCUCCGCCGCAUAACUAAGAGAAUAGAUUAUUACUUAAGCUGAAUCAGCAAAAAGACAAGCUAUGAUGUCCACUCUCCAUUAGCACAUGCUCCGAAAUCAGGAAGUUGUAAAUAUUGUACAGGGAAAAUGGGACAGCGGUGACAAAGCUAUUGCAAAAUAAUGUACAUAUAAAUAAGAAUCCGACUUUUAGUGGUUUAUAUACUGUAUCAUUAGUGUCACCCGACCAUUACUGCUCAUUUCGUCUGUGCCCUGUACCAUAGAACAGCACAAUGAUUACCUGCAUCUCACUACAGUCUAAGUUCAAAGGAAACAUCUACAGGAACUGAAUAAGAGGAAGCUGAACAAACCACUUAGCUAGAACCAGUCGCAUACGUGCAUAAGUUACACCCCGUCCUCUGGACAGGAUUGUCCGCCUGAUGUAGCCGUACCCUUUAUAAAGACAGUUGUUUAACAUCGAAGACAUGAUCUUAGAUUACAGAAAAUCCUUUUUUUUCGCCCACUCCUCAGUUUUUGUUUUUUUAGACCAUAUUAAACUCAUGUCCUCGUUUUAGUGCAUUCUAGUCUCUAUAGUGAGGUGACAGACUUUUGUGUUGAACAGUUAGGAGUUAGCUGGACUUCAUCCUUCCCCUGAAGACUACUGUGCAGCACAACUCUCUCUCGCCCUCUCCCUACCUCUCUCUCUCUCUCUCUUUGACUCUGGACUCGUCCAUCAGAGGUCUUGCACACCUGCUGACCUCUCAGCCACCAACCGUUCACUCAGGUCCCACAGACUGGCGGCGACGUUGGGGUCCUGCGCCUGUGUGGACGGCAGGCAGCGGAAGCAGUUGUUGAAGUACAUGCCUCCUAAUCCUUCCAACUCCGGGGCUGUGCCACAGUAGACGGUGGUGGCUGCUCCUUGUUGCUGUGGAGAGGAGGAAAGAAAAAUCAACUUUGGCAAGUGAUUCAAAGUGAUGGAGGCUACGGUAUGAAAAUGUUACAGCUUUUUUUUUCAGAUUUAGUAGAUUAAAAAAAGAAAUUAAUAGGGAUGUCCGAUAUUAACUUUUUGCCGAUAUUCGAUAUUGUCCAAACACUUAAUUUCCAAUAUCAACAGAUACCGAUAUAGGCCUGGUAAUACUCUAUUCUUUUGUUUAUCUGUACAAACCACUGUAUGAGUUGCUGAUACCAGCAUUCUACAUACAAUCCCCUGUUUAUUAAGAUAGAUUAAUUAAAUGAGCUGCAAUGCUGCCAUCUGGUGACUUUCACUUUCAUAUACAGCUGUUUAUCCCCAAAAAUAUUUUAAGGGCACACAUCAUUUGGCGAAACCCAGACAUUGCGUUAUCGGGUUUUCAUUAUCGAAGGAAAAAAACGAUUCUUACAGAUAUUACAUAAUAUGUUAAUAUCUGAUAUCGGCCGAUAUCAUCGGACAUCCCUAGAAAUUAAGCAAAGAGUAGGAACAUGUAUAUUUUUACACAGCAGACGAUCUUUCAAAACUAACAUAACUGCUAGAAAUGACGCCGAUGAAACCUCUAUCUAUUUGUAUGUUUAAAUAAUGAUAUAGUUAGUGAUAGCUUGACAUAAACCAGAGGAGUUCCCCUUUAGAUCCACUGAACAGUCUUGUCUCUUGUUUUUUUAUAUUUUAUUUUCUUUAUUUUUACCACCAAUUUCAGUCAUUACACUAGUUGCUGUGUCUCAGUGUUUCUGAUGCGGAGACAUAUUGAACAAGAAAGGUCACCUUAACCGCGGCCCGCCAAGUCAAUUCUCCAGGAAGGGAGAUUUGCGAAAGAUUUUAAGAGAACUAGUAAACAGCAUCAGAAUAAAUACGUCGGAGAAAGAUGACAUUCAAAACCAACCUCAAAGCCAGAACCUUUGUGUUUCAGUGCCCACUAAUGGCUGCUGUGACAGCUUGGGCUCGGGCUGACUUCAGUACAACCACAUGAAAUGAUUGGACGCUUUAUCUCCCAAUUAGAGGCACCGGUGCAGGGGGGCGUAGAGGGGACACCGAUGUGACGACAUGAGACUAAUGGUUAGCACAGAGGCCGAUACUGAAACCACAUCAUACAGGCGGUACUUGAAGAAUGGGCACGACACACAAACAUAUGGACAUGUCCACAUGACAUGUGCCAAGACUUAGAACAACUUCUUCAUGCAGCCAAUAGGCAUCAAGUGAAGCCAUCAAUUAAAGUCUUAAGCAUUUGGACUUCAAAGGCAGUAAAACAAAAAGGACACAAAGCAGAUUCUAACAAAUCAACUAUUUAAACACACACACAUACAUGACCAACACUAGGUGCUGUGGUGUGUACUGUGGCAGCAGCAGAUUGACCGUGUUUGAGGCGCGGUGUAAUGAGAAAGCAGAUGAAAAGACAGCAGACCGUCUCAGCUGCCAGUGAGGCGAUAACUUCAUCCACGUCACAUCCCGCCAUAUCAAAGACAGAGAAAUGCCAAACGCCGUCUCUGAGUUCAGGUUUACACACACUCCGAUUCAUUCAUCCCCCAGCUUAGGCCAUCUGAUUGAGCUCGACUCAAAGCUAAAUGCCUUUUCAAAUCGUCUGAAGACGUCAGUGGUGCCUGCUUUGAUUCACUGACUCCAGCUGACCUUGGCUGACUGUCAGUGCCGUCUGUGUCCAGUAACUAAACCGGCAUCAAAGAACUUCACUUCCUUUUGCAGUAGAUAAGCCAGUUCAAAAAUGGACUGAGUUAGCAUUAGCCUGUGUCUAUGUGGGCUGUUGAUCUUGACACUGUUACUAUGGGAUGUUGGACCUGGACUAAUUGUAUUGUAAAAAGGCUAUUUUCUUUGGAAAACGAGAAAUAUUUACAUCUGUGUUGCCAUUUGUCAGAAGGAUUGAUCAGCACAUCAUGGGCAGCUAUGAAUUGAUUAUUAACUGAUGAAAGUUAAUCAGUAUCUUUGCUUGAAAUACCAGUAACUACUCAAAACAUGUGAACCCCCACCCCCCUGCCAACCUCCCCAAUUCUCUCCUUAAUGACGGUCUGAACCAGUCCUUAGUCCUUCAUGUCCGGCGAGCCGCCAUAUGACUGCAGUUUAGCUCAUUCCCCUCACCACUUGACCUUGCAACCUCAGAAGAAGAUAAAGCUGAUGAGAUUAGACAUUAACAUGCUCUACCACCCACCACAGCCAUCUAUCACAAUGCCUUCAGAGAUAGGAAGACUGUUUGAGUGAGGAGAUAGUGGAACAAAAGGAAGAUCCUUAACGACAAUUGAUGGAUUCACUUGGCUCAGUUAAAAUCAUCCACAAAAAACAUAAUUUAUACGCGCACAUAUCACAAAUAUAUACAACCUAACAUCAUAUCCAUGGAUUAGCAUUGGCCCUUCAACGCCACCUCUACAUGUCUCUCUGUACGCGAUACUGUAGAUUGUAUUUGUAAAUGUUGCUGUUUACAAACAUAGCAGAUCUUGUCGCGCUUCUUUCGUUCUUCUGCGUCUAAAUGUGAAACAUUAACUGUUGUGCAGUAGUUAUCGAAAAAAAAAGAGAGAAAUUUAACGCGACUAAAAAGUUGUUGUCUGUGACGCAGAGAUCUGGACUCGACAUAGAGACUUUGACUUUGUCCCGUGUAUUUUGGCAUAUCAAGGUUGUUUCAAAGGUGCAGUGAUUGAUGUACUGUAUAUUUAAGUUUAUCAUUAAGUUAAGGUUUAUUAGCAUGUGGUCACUGCCUGUUGUAUGGCAGGUGUGUUUUUUUCAGCGCAGUGUUUGACGUACUCAGUUUCAGAUUUUUACUUUUUAUUUAUUUAUUUUCGGUUUGAUGAUUGCGUUUUACAAUUCGGUGCUACGUGAUUAUUGAUCCUCCCAUUAGACAAGGAAGAACGGAACUGAAAAUCUGUCUCUUUUUCUUUUUUUUUUAACUGCAGCAAAUCGACAAAUCAAAUUAGCCGGUGUCAAAUAGAUGAGACUUUUUUUUUUUUAACUUUCUUUUUUAAUAUUUGUAACCAAAUAAAUCUAAAUCACUCUGCAAUAAGGUGAUGGUAAAACAGCGUCAACACAAGGGGCCAAACAUCCCCCAGUGCUGUGCUGUGGGGACACUGAGGCUACUCUGGGAUCAGAUCCAAGUCUUCCAAACCUCUGUAACGACUCAUAACCCAAGGACCUCAAUAACCUGCAAUAGAAAUGUCCUUGUACAGAGUUAUGCAGUAAUUAAUUCUUAUAAAAAAAAUGACAUAUAGUUAGAAGCAGAGAGAUAUCGUGGCUAGGGUGUACUACUGUUGACGGAUACUUUUCUCCCGUUCUGCCUCUUUUCAUCCAACUCGUCUCAGCGGUGUGAACAUGUUUCUGCAUGACUCUUCACCCCUGUGUGUGUACGUACCACAUCGACCUAACCUCCAUGUAAAUAAACCCAGUACUGUAGAGCAGUCUCUUUUUGACCCAUCUGUGUACAAACCUGUAAAUACCAACAGCUAUGCAUGCUGGAAACCUAGCAGUUCUUACAGGUACUUUUAUAAUCCCUUCAUUCUUAUAUGGCAUGUGCGGCAAAAAAUAAUAAUAAUAAAAAUAGGUUAAAAAGAAAUGAGAAAAAAAGGAGAAAAAAAAGAAUAAAAAAUAGUUGAUAAUAUUGUCAGGAAAUAUCCUCUCUUGGACAGUGUGUAGAGUCUUCCUGUUUUCUUACUCCUGUGGGUGAUUCUCUUCCUUUGCCUGUGCCUGUGUUUCUGCUCACCAUCUGUGUCAGUUGUUGUCAGUUAGCAUUUGCACAGCACUGAGGGUUGAGGCAGGAAGGAGAGAGUGAGCGCUCACCAGAUGAACCUACGACGGCACUGCAGUACUACAGCGGUACUACAGUGGUACUACAGCGGUACUCAAAGGGUGUGAAGUUCACUUUCUGGCCGAACCCCCAGAUUACUAAGCACAUGUCAAUCUGUAUCACGUCGAGGGCCAAUAGACACGCGGUUCAUUUGGAAACCUGUCCGUCCCAGACAGGACACAUGCCGAGGUUUGAUUUGUUGUUGAAGUGUUGAUCAUUUGCAAAUACGUACUUUGUCCAUUUUAACCACGCAGACAAACAUGUAAAAUAACCAAUUUUGUAUAAAUCAGAUCUGCAGAAACUUUGUUAAUAGAGGUAAAACGCGGCUACAGAUCCCCACCAACGAAGGGAACAGAAGGAGAGCAUUUUUUGCCUCAACCCUCUGGUCCAGCCUAAUGGACUAGCUAUCCUGGACGUAGGACUCCAAAGGGAUUGUGAAUCUAUUUCAAGAAUGUAAUUUUUUUGUUUGUUUUUUUAUCUGUGAUGUUUAAAUAGAUGGAGGUGUCUGAUUUUUAAUCUGUGCUCAAGAUAUUUUACACUAAAUAAAUAAUCAUUAAAAUCUAAA
Cynoglossus semilaevis (tongue sole) is the source of this 7266-nucleotide messenger RNA. RefSeq names its product transcription factor Maf-like. Gene Ontology annotation, biological process: regulation of transcription by RNA polymerase II. Bases 658 to 1662 code for a protein of 334 amino acids. Gene Ontology annotation, cellular component: nucleus. NCBI's taxonomy places the organism in Eukaryota, Metazoa, Chordata, Actinopteri, Pleuronectiformes, Cynoglossidae. Gene Ontology annotation, molecular function: RNA polymerase II cis-regulatory region sequence-specific DNA binding; DNA-binding transcription factor activity, RNA polymerase II-specific. The transcript is spliced from 4 exons. The record is from RefSeq and is a predicted model, not a curated record.